AUGUCGACUCCGUGCAGCUUCAAGAAUCAGAUCACCGGUGAGGUAUGCAUCCCGUCGUCGUGGCACAAGGAGACCACACGCGAGACCGUCGCAUGCCAGACCAGCGACCUCCGCACACGCGAGGCGGAGACGCAGACAAUCAUCAGCGCGCUACAGGUGGUAAACCGCUUCGACAAGCAGGUGGGCCACGAGAAGAAGCAGAUCCAGGCCACCCUCGACGGUCUCCAGUACGUGUACAGUGGGGUGACAUUUGACGAGGGAAAAUUGGCCGCCUUCUUGGAGGGGGCGAAGGAUGACGUACUAUCGAUGCUGUACCGCAACACAAAGAGCAGUGCCUUCGACAACUAUGAACCUAACUGGUCGCGGAAGAGCACAAAUAUCGUACCUGUUGCCACGUUAAGCUCCGCGUAUGCGGUGGAGGGCGAAUUGCACGCACUGGCCGUAAGUUGGAACGCCAACGGCACACUCCUUGCAGUCGCUUACGGCCGCAUCGACACGGCGGGGUGGUGUCACAAUUCCGGAGUGGUGGGCAUCUGGAACAUGUCGCGCCAUGAUCUAGACAUGAAUGCCCCGCACCAUACCUUCGAGACAGACUCAUUUGCUACCUGUGUGGCGUUUCACCCCACGCACGCGGCUGUCCUUGCGGUUGGCUUGUACAGCGGUGAAGUGAUUGUGUACUCCAAGGUGACAGACGACACCCCGAUGGUGGUCUCCUCGGACGGUGCGCCGGUGUCGCAUAGAGAGCCCGUCACGUCCCUUCAGUGGACGCAGAGUCUGCAGGAGACGCGAGAAUCCCACCGCUUCAUUCUCUGCUCCGCCGCACAGGACGGACGGGUACUCUUCUGGACGCAAACGAACAAACUGGCGCAGCCUGUCGCCAUCUUCUCGGUGGAGGAUAAGAAGGGCGCCCCCGCUGGUGUUCAGGCCGCCAGCUUCGCGAGGUCCGGCGGCAGUGGUGGGGCGAGUGCGCCGUCGGGCGACAGCGUGCUGAUUAUCGGGCUCGAAAACGGAGACGUUGGCCGAGCACGUCCUGGUGUGAUGAGUGUGUUGGCGCCGCGCAACACGGAGACGAUUGCGUCGCUCGACGUGGAUUGGCUUGACGGCCACAGGGGGCCGGUGCAGAGCGUUGACGCGUCUCCGUUCUUCUCCAACUUGUGCCUUACCUGCUCCUCAGAUGGUGGAGCUCACCUGUACAAUCUUCUGGAGCGUGCCCCGUUAGCGACGCUGGAGCCCUCAGCGGAGACCAAGCACUUCAUUUACGCAGCAUGUUUCAGUCCUUUCCGCCCGAGUGUAGUUGCAUUGGUGUCGCGUAGCUCAUUUCUGCACAUUUAUGACCUUCAAAAAACGCAACUGAAGCCCAUCGCAUCGCUAGAGGCGGGGGUUGACGGAGCCCCGGUGCUUUGCGUGGCAUUCAACCAUAUAUCGCCUGAUUGGAUUGCCACCGGUGACAUGCGCGGCUGCGUGCGUCUUUGGCGGCUUCCGUCUUCACUCAUUCAAACGACAGAUUUAGAGCGUGCUGCUGUGCGGGCGAGUCGCGGUCACGGCAGAAACGACAACAAUGACGCCGUGCGAUCCCUAUUUGGUUUUUCCCUGUGA
Molecule: messenger RNA, 1596 nt
Organism: Trypanosoma grayi
Lineage: Eukaryota; Euglenozoa; Kinetoplastea; Trypanosomatida; Trypanosomatidae
Product: WD repeat domain 34
Exons: 1
Coding region: 1-1596 (531 amino acids)
Biological process (GO): intraciliary transport
Cellular component (GO): cytoplasmic dynein complex; ciliary plasm
Molecular function (GO): dynein heavy chain binding; dynein light chain binding
Source: RefSeq, a predicted model, not a curated record